Messenger RNA from Brenthis ino (lesser marbled fritillary), 783 nucleotides. NCBI's taxonomy places the organism in Eukaryota, Metazoa, Arthropoda, Insecta, Lepidoptera, Nymphalidae. The record is from the annotation of a GenBank genome assembly.
AUGGGUCAAAAUAUGGAAUGGUUACUAACGAAAUUAGAUGAGAAGUUGAAUCAACAAGCUUUAAUAAUAACCACCAAUGUCACCAGUAAUGUAAUGCAAGCACUAGAUGAAAAAAUGAAAACACUUUUAGAAGAAAACAAUACCCUAAAAACAAGAAUAACACAGCUAGAACACAAGAUAGAAUCUAUGGAAAAAGACAAGAGAAAAAACAAUCUAGUAUUUUUCGGUAUAGAAGAGAAAGAGAAAACAGAAUAUGAAUUAGUACACUAUUUAAAAGAUAUAAUAGUAGAGAUGGGCGUACACCUAGAAAGUCAUGAGAUAGCUAAAAUCUAUAGAAUUGGACAGCCUUCAAACAAAAACCGACCAAUUGUAGCCUCUUUUACAACAACAUGGAAGAAACACCUAAUUCAAAGGAGUAAAUCCAACCUCCCCCAGGGUAUCUAUCUCAAAGAAGACUAUCCUAAAGAGGUUUUGGAAACUCGCAAAAAACUUCUACCCUUAUUGGAAGAAGAAAGGAAGAAGGGAAACUUGGCAUAUCUGAAAUACAACAAGCUAGUAGUAAAAAAUCCAAAAGAUUCAAAUCGAGAGAAGAGGAAAAGAGAUAAGACGGAAUCACCAGAAGCACCACCAACGAACAUCAAGAAGAAACAGAUUAAUGACAAACGUGGCCCAUCUAACGACUCACCUGCAAAUAAUUCACAAGGAAUAGUAAAACCAGGCAUACUCAACUAUGUAGUACGAGGAAGAACAUCAUCGCUGUCAGAGCCAAAAACAACAAAAAAC